Macadamia integrifolia is the source of this 1090-nucleotide messenger RNA. RefSeq lists its product as uncharacterized. The record is from RefSeq and is a predicted model, not a curated record. The coding region runs from base 145 to 816 and encodes 223 amino acids. Gene Ontology annotation, molecular function: hydrolase activity. The transcript is spliced from 2 exons. NCBI's taxonomy places the organism in Eukaryota, Viridiplantae, Streptophyta, Magnoliopsida, Proteales, Proteaceae.
AAUAAUAGCAUCUCUCUCUCUCUCUCUCUCUCUCUCUCUCUCUCUCGCCUUUUCUGCAUCUGCCCGGUCUGCCCAGGCUCUCAGCAGAUUACAGACCCCUUCUUCUAAGCAUUUUCGGGACAGCAGCAAAGAAAGACAUAGAUAAUGGCGACGAGUUGUUCUGUGGAAUCCUGUGAAGUUGAAACCAGCGACGGCGUGAAGCUUCACACCCGAAUCUUCAAACCUCUACGAGAGCCUGAGGAUAAUUUAGUAAUUGUUCUCGUUCAUCCCUACUCAGUCUUGGGUGGUUGUCAAGCGUUGUUGAGAGGAAUCGCAGCUGGGUUAGCAGAGAGAGGCUACAGAGCUGUGACCUUCGACAUGCGUGGAGCUGGGAAAUCCUCCGGAAGAGCUUCUCUCACGGGUUAUUCUGAAAUCCGUGAUGUUAUCGCUGUUUGCAAUUGGGUUUGUGAGGACAUGUCCACUGAUAGGAUUUUGUUGGUGGGUUCUUCUGCAGGUGCUCCAAUUUCGGGAUCUGCAGUUGAUCAAAUACAAGAAGUCGUGGGCUAUGUGAGUCUGGGUUACCCCUUUGGUAUGCUUUCUUCAAUCCUCUUUGGGCGACACUACAAAACCAUUUUACAAUCCCCAAAACCAAAACUCUUUGUUAUGGGAACCAAGGAUGGGUUUACAAGUGUCAAGCAGUUAGAGAAUAAACUGAAAUCUGCAGAUGGACGCGUUGAAACCCAUCUACUUGAAGGAGUAGGACACUUUCAGAUGGAAGGGCCCAGUUACGAUGCUCAGAUGGUGGAUCUGAUUCUUCAGUUCAUUACAUCCUUGUGACACCAGUUGCAGCACAUACAUACAGCAGAUGGUAAGGGAAUAUGAUUUGGUGUAGUCGAUUUCUGGAUUGGGUUUUGGACAAUGAGAUUCAGUUGUGGCCAUGGAUAGUCUACAGUGUUACUACAGGAAGCUGCAGCACCAACAUAGUAGCAGAUGGUUAGAGAAUAUGAUUUGGUGUGUAGUAGAUUUCUGGGUUGGGUUUGGAAAUGAUUCAGCUGUGCCCCAUGGACAAUCUAGAAUCUUACUACAGGAAGUUGCUUACACUGAACCCAAA